AUAAAUUAAAAAAAAAGAAAAACCAGUGGCUCAUUUUUUAGCUCUUUUUUUGGUUGAGAUUCUCUGGACAUGGAGGACCAAAACCACUACUCGGCGACCAGCUGCAACACCCUCAGAUCUAAUUUUCCCACAAAUGUUCUGGCCAAGGUGAAGGAGAACCUUGCUUUCCGAAGCUCGAAAUGGUCGGAACUGAAUGGAGCCAUGGGAGACUUGGGAACAUACAUUCCUAUAGUUAUGGCCUUGACACUAGCCAAGGACCUUAACCUUGGUGUAACGCUUCUCUUCACUGGUAUCUACAACAUUAUCACAGGUGCCAUCUAUGGCGUUCCUAUGCCAGUUCAACCCAUGAAGUCCAUCGCGGCUGUUGCAAUUUCCGAUGGUCCAGAGUUUGGUAUCCCGGAGGUCAUGGCUGCCGGAAUUUGCACAUCGGCGGUACUCUUCUUAUUGGGAAUCACGGGGUUGAUGGGACUCGUGUACAAGCUCAUCCCCUUGCCUGUUGUUCGAGGAAUUCAGCUCUCACAGGGUCUGUCGUUUGCCUUCACUGCAGUAAAGUAUAUUCGAAACGUUCAACAACUUUCCAAGGGGAAGUCUGCUGGGAAUAGACCCUGGUUCGGAUUAGAUGGCCUGGUUUUGGCUCUUGUCUGUGCUUGCUUUAUUGUGAUUGUUAGUGGUGCAGGUGAGGACAAGGAAGAAGAUGAAGUUGGAGGCGAGUUGCCUGGUGAAUCAAGGCCACCAGCUCCAAGGAGACGGUUUUGGAGAGCUCUGGUGUCUCUACCCUCAGCCAUGAUUGUUUUUCUGUUGGGUGUGGUCUUGGCCAUCAUAAGGAGGCCUAGAGUGCUGAAGGAGAUUGGCUUGGGGCCUUCUGGUAUACAUGUGGUGAAGAUGUCUAGGCAUGCCUGGAAGCAAGGAUUCAUCAAGGGCACAGUCCCUCAAUUACCACUUUCGGUGCUGAAUUCGGUAAUCGCAGUUUGUAAGAUGUCGUCGGAUCUUUUUCCGGGGAAGGACUUCUCGGCGACUUCAGUGUCGGUAAGUGUGGGGUUGAUGAACUUGGUGGGGUGCUGGUUCGGGGCCAUGCCGUGCUGCCAUGGCGCGGGAGGACUCGCGGGGCAGUAUAAGUUUGGCGGAAGGAGCGGAGGGUGCGUGGCGAUUCUGGGGGCGGCCAAGUUGGUGUUGGGUCUCGCGCUGGGGACCUCUUUGGUGAAGGUGUUGGCUCAGUUUCCUGUGGGCUUGCUGGGGGUUCUGCUUCUGUUUGCUGGGAUUGAGCUGGCCAUGGCUUCCAGGGACAUGGAUUCUAAGGAGGAGUCAUUCGUGAUGCUUGUGUGCACCUCGGUUUCACUGGUUGGAUCUAGUGCAGCGCUUGGGUUUGUGUGCGGGAUUGUGGCGUAUGUGCUUCUCUGUCUGAGAAAAGUGACCAAAGAUCCUUCACAGAUAAGGGCAUGGAUGCAUGCAACGCCUUGACAGAGACAAUUGAAUUUCUUUUGAGAUUCAGCUCUGCAUGUGUAUGUACAAUUCUGGAGCCUGAGUUUGGAUCUAAUUAAUAUAGGGCUAUAACAAUUAUCAAUCACUUCUGAACUCAACAUGCUGUAAUACAUUUGAAUCUCAGUAAAGGGCUUCAGUGUCAGAGUUCAAUCACUGUUGAUCAACUCAGUAAGUUUUGAAAGAGUGUAUGAUAUGUAGUUUGUCCUUCAAAAUAUGUUGUUUCUUCUCUUUUUAGUUUGGUAUUUAUAAACCUGUACAUAUUUGCAGUUUGGGAAAAUGGGAAGAGUUUAAAUGCAAA
Molecule: messenger RNA, 1777 nt
Organism: Nelumbo nucifera (sacred lotus)
Lineage: Eukaryota; Viridiplantae; Streptophyta; Magnoliopsida; Proteales; Nelumbonaceae
Gene: MOT1
Product: molybdate transporter 1
Biological process (GO): molybdate ion transport
Molecular function (GO): molybdate ion transmembrane transporter activity
Source: RefSeq, a predicted model, not a curated record